Miscanthus lutarioriparius is the source of this 3465-nucleotide messenger RNA. The record is from the annotation of a GenBank genome assembly. NCBI's taxonomy places the organism in Eukaryota, Viridiplantae, Streptophyta, Magnoliopsida, Poales, Poaceae.
AUGGCUGCUGUUGCUGCAGCUUUUGCAGGAAAAGCUAUUGCGAUAUCAACCAUCUCCUAUAUCAUUACCAAGGCCUUUGACCACCUCAAGGAUAACAAGAAAGCUGGAGGUUUGAAGAGUACCCAAACAAGGUUAGAGAAACUACUCCCUCAGAUCCAAGUAGUCUUUGACGCCGUCGACACAGAGCAGAUCAGAGAUCAAAGUGAGGCGCUAGAUGCUUGGUUGUGGCAGCUCCGGGAUGCCGUCGAGGAAGCUGAGGACGCCCUUGAUGAGUUGGAGUAUAACAAGCUUGAGGAAGAGGUGAAAUCGCGAGAGAGCAAGGUGACUGGUUCUCUGCAUAAGUACAAAGGCAAGCUUGUGCAGAAGUUUAAUCACACGUUCAACACUGGAUCUCUGAAGAGGUUGACGAGUGCUGUCAAGACUUUAGAUGAGGCUGUUGCUGAUGUGCAGCGUUUUCUCCCUGUUCUCAAUCAGUUUGAUAACAAUAAGUUGAAGAAGCAUAAACAAGAUGUGGAUUUCAGGAACUGGCGUGAAACAAGCUCACUGCCUCAAAGCCUGGUACUUGGCAGAGAGAAGGAGAGGGAGACUAUUGUUCACUGGUUGACCAAGGCUGGAAGCGGUGCAUCUGAACGGGUUGUCAGCAAUAUCCCUAUAUUUUCUAUAGUUGGGAUUGGUGGACUGGGGAAGACAACACUGGCUCAAGUUAUAUGCAAUGAUGACAGGGUGAAAGAUUAUUUCGAUUUGAUCAUCUGGGCUUGCGCUUCUUAUUACUUUGAUGUUGAGACAUUAACAAGAAAGAUUCUUCAAGAUGUAACUAGACAUCAAAUAAACAUUGUUGGUCUAAAUGCUCUUCACAAUGAGCUCAAGGAGAAAUUGAGUUCCAAAACCUUUCUCCUUGUGCUGGAUGAUGUGUGGAAUGAUGACAGAAUAGAUUAUUGGGAAAAUUUUGUACGACCAUUGAGAUAUGGGAAGAGAGGGAGUAAGAUAUUGCUGACAACUCGCAUGCAGUCGGUAGCUGAUCUUGCUGCAAGAGCAAUGCAGGAAGAAUGCCAGUCUUUGAAAAUGAGUGGACUAGGAGAAGCUGACCUUCGUGAUCUACUGAACAUGCAUGCAUUUUCUGGCGUUAAUCCUGAUGAUUACAGAAAUCUGCAGCAGAUUAGCAAGAAAAUGGUGGGAAAUCUCAGUGGUUCUCCAUUGGCAGCAAAAGUUCUUGGUGGAUUGUUGAACAGCAAAAGGGACAGUAGCACUUGGAACAGAAUGUUGACAUCGAGUAUUUAUAAUAUCGAACAGGGUAAGGAAGGGAUCAUGGCAGUGUUGAGAUUGAGUUAUCAGCAUCUACCAACUCAUUUGCAGGCAUGUUUCAGGUACUGCAGCUUACUUGGCAAAGAUUAUGAGUUUACAAAGGAAGAAUUGGUCCACUUAUGGAUGGGUUCAGGAUUGAUCCAACAGUUAAUGAGUAAUAAGACACCAGAGGUUGGGAUGGAGUUAAUGGGUAACAAGACACCAGAGGUUAUCGGGAUGGAGUAUCUGGAUGCAUUAACCAGGAAAUCUUUUUUUGAAGUUAAAUCAAGGCCUCGAUCUAGUCGUGCUAUAACAUGUAAUAUAUUUGAUGAAUACUAUGAAGAACUAUACGUUAUUCAUGAUCUUUUGCAUGAGUUGGCUUGUUCUGCUUCAGUAAAGGAAUGCAUUAGAAUUGACAGCAAAUUUUCUGAAAUGGUUCCAAAGACUGUUAGGCAUAUAUGCACUGAAACUAUAAAUCCUAGUCUGGUUGAGCAAGUCUCUCAAGCAAAGAAAUUGCGCACCCUUGUCAUGCAUUUUCAAGAGCCAAGACCAGGCAGCGCAAGAACUAAUGCUUCAGAAAUGCACCUUCGCUACUUGUCUCUCAUGUGGGGUCGUAAUAAAAUGACACGUUUCUGCUGGUUCCCCCAAUCUGUAUACAGAUUAUACCACCUACAGAUACUGAAGUUUAAUGAUCCCCAGCUUGCAGUUCCCAUAAAAGGAGAAAUGGAGGGAAUAUGCAAUCUAGUUAAUUUGCGCCAUUUGCAGUUAUCUUAUGGCAUAAUGCCUCUAAUUCCUUAUGUUGGAAAGCUGACUUCUCUCCAUGAGCUAUAUGGUUUCAGCAUCCAACAGCGAAGUGGUUACACAAUUGGUGAACUCAAGAAUCUGAAGGGCAUCUCCCAUUUACACAUUUCAGGUCUUGACAAAGUAAAGAGUGUAUACGAAGCUGCUGAGGUCUUGUUGGACAAGAAAGAUAAUCUAUCUGCAUUAACACUUAGCUGGUCCCCAGGCUGUUCUGAUUCUUGUGACCCCAGCAAAGCUGAGCAGCUUCUUGACAAGCUUGAACCACACCCCAACACCUGCAAACUGAAGAUUCAAGAAUAUCCAGGUUCUCGGUCUCCAUGUUGGCUGGAAAAUCGCGAACUCAUUAAUUUGACAUAUCUUUAUAUAUGUGAUUGUAGUAGGUUGCAGCGUCUUCCACCUAUUGGGCAGCUGCCUUCUCUCCAGUAUCUCUACAUAAUUAACAUGAAAUCCAUCGACUGCGUGGAUUCUUCAUUUUAUGGAAGCGAGAAACCUUAUGGCUUGCAAUCCCUUAAGGCAUUAGAGAUCGGAGACAUGCCUAUAUGCACUGAAUGGGUUGGAUCCGAGGGUGAGAACUUAUUUCCCCAGCUCGACACACUUGUGGUGCGUGACUGUAAGGAGUUAAGACAGCUACCAAAUGUACCUAUCGGCAUUCGACAUAUUGAAAUCCAUAAUGCUGGUCUACAAGCUAUACCACUGCCACCAUGUUUAGGUGCAAGUUCCUCUUCAUCGCCGAGGCCGGAUCUGUCUCUUUCAAAGCUAAUAAUUUCUUGCUGCCCAGAUCUGGCAACUUUGUGGCAGGGCUACUCUCUUCCUGUUCUCGAGGAAUUGUCAAUCCAACAAUGUGCGAGCCUGUCAUGUCUACCAGAGGACUCAUUUUGUUCAACUUCUGUUCUUAAGACCUUUGAUAUAGUGAAGUGUCCAAAUUUGAAGACAGGACACAUCAGGUUGCCCCCAACGGGAGGUGCUGAUCUAUCCGGUUGUGCCUUGGAGAUCAGCGAGCUUGAUAUUGACCACCCAUCUCUCUUACUCAAAGAGCCAUUAAGGAGCAUGGCCAUUGUGAAGAGGCUCCGGAUUUCUGGCGGUCCUGAACUAAGACUUUUACCUGGGGAAUGGCUUAUGCGCAACUGUCAAGCCCUAGAAGAGAUAGUAGUGCGUGAUGCUUCCCAUUUGCAACGUUUACCACAAGAGAUUGCAAGUCUGACCUCCCUGCAGUCAUUGCAGAUAUCCAAUGCAAAUCUGAUUCAGAUGCUUCCAGAUAUGCCUGCAUCUCUGAGUAAUCUACGCGUCAACAAUUGCCACACUGAGCUCAAGGAACGCUACAAAAAGAACGUAGGCCCUGAUUGGGGCAAGAUUGCACACAUUCAUGAUGUGGAUAUUUCUUAA